AUGAGUAAAACUGAAUACCCAGUUCAAUCACCACCUUCAUAUUCAGAACAAUCAGAUCGAGAAUCAGAUAUUUCAGAGGUACCGAAAGCUAGUGAUCAUCAAUUUAAAAAUGUUUGUCUUGACUGCUAUGAAGAUUGCUUUGGUUGUUGUACUGGACACAAAAAUUUGCCAGGGUCAGAUAAAUUCAUGUUAGGAAAUUUAUGUGCUGCCAUAUGUUGUCUAACUGUCUCUGAUGCAGCUGUGAAUAGAUGA
This is a messenger RNA of Insectozyma verbasci, 252 nucleotides long. Lineage: Eukaryota; Fungi; Ascomycota; Pichiomycetes; Serinales; Debaryomycetaceae. The record is from the annotation of a GenBank genome assembly.